AUGGGAGCGGACCAGGAGCGAGCCUUUCAGAAACUCAAAGAAUGUUUAAUCAGCACACGGGUUCUACGACCACCAAUCAAGGGCGAACCCCUCUAUCUAUAUACGACGUUUACCAGUUUGGCAGUCGGAGCACUGCUAGCUCAGGACCUUCGCAAUGAUCAGCUAUGUCCAAUUCAUUACAUCAGUAGAGGAUUUAGAGACGCAGAGUUCAGAUAUUCGAAAGCGGAACAAGCAUGCUUGGCUCUCAUAUAUGCUACACAGAAAUUACGAUCAUAUUUGCUCGCUCAUGAGACCAUAGUAGUGGCAACUGCUAAUCCGAUCGCUUAUCUAUCCACGAAGCCAGUUUUAUCCGGAAGAACAGCUCGAUGGCUACUAACGUUGUCUGAGUUUGAAUUGAAAUAUCAGCGACCCAGAGGAGUUCGCGGGCAAGCAUUUGCGGAUCUACUAGCCGCGUUUCCGGGAACUGACAUGAUGGGGAUAAGUGAAGAAACACCCGGAGAAGUCGCAGAAGUUGAAGAAGAAGAACGAUGGGCAAUAUUUUUUGAUGAAUCAUCGUAUGGCUCUCACGGAGGAGCCGGUAUAGUCUUUGAAACACCCAAGCGUGAUUUAUUAUCAUUUGCAUUCAAGCUAUAUUUCGAGUGCAGCAAUAACGUAGCGGAAUAUGAAGCACUAAUCUUAGGGCGACGAAUGGCGGAAGAACUUAACUUGGGCGCGAUAGACAUAAAAGGAGAUUCAAAACUUGUUACAAACCAAGUAUCGGGGGAAUUCCAUGUAAAAGAAGCGCACUUAGCUCCAUACCGGGCGGAAGUCCAAGAAUUGAUAGCAAAAAUAGGGAGUACUGUCAUUCAACACACGGCGAAAACCACUAAUCGCCAUGGUGACGCAUUAGCCACUCUAGCAACAAAAAUGUGA
This is a messenger RNA of Papaver somniferum (opium poppy), 912 nucleotides long. RefSeq lists its product as uncharacterized. Gene Ontology annotation, molecular function: nucleic acid binding; RNA-DNA hybrid ribonuclease activity. The record is from RefSeq and is a predicted model, not a curated record. NCBI's taxonomy places the organism in Eukaryota, Viridiplantae, Streptophyta, Magnoliopsida, Ranunculales, Papaveraceae. The transcript has a single exon. Bases 1 to 912 code for a protein of 303 amino acids.